AUUUGGGGUGCAGCAGAGGCAGCGAGUGGCGGGCAAAAUGGGGACAUUUUAUGCUGACGAACUCUUUGACAUCUUAUACAACUACACUUCUGACUAUGGCAACUACAGCCUGGCUUUGCCUGACAUCGAUGGCUCCUCUUCCCCAUGCCGUAAUGAAGGCUCUGUAGCCAACAAAUACUUGGUAGCCUUCAUCUACUGCUUGGUCUUCCUCCUCAGCAUGGUGGGCAAUGGGCUGGUGGUGCUGGUGGUCACCUCCAGCCACAUGAAUCGCUCCGUCACCGACAUCUACCUGCUCAACCUGGCUGUGGCCGACCUGCUCUUUGCUCUCAGCCUGCCGCUCUGGGCCGCCUACUGGGCCCACGAGUGGGUUUUUGGCACCGUCAUGUGCAAAGCCAUCUCGGUGCUGCAGGAAUCCAACUUCUACAGCGGCAUCCUGCUGUUGGCUUGCAUCAGCGUGGACCGCUACUUGGCCAUCGUCUACGCCACCCGUGCUGUCACUGAGAAGAGGCACUGGGUGAAGUUUGUCUGUGUGGGCAUCUGGGUGUUUUCGGUGCUGCUCUCCCUGCCCGUGCUGCUGUUCCGCGAGGCAUUUGUCUCAGACCGCAAUGGCACGGUUUGCUACGAGCGCAUUGGCAAUGAGAAUACCACCAAGUGGAGGGUGGUGCUGCGGGUGCUGCCGCAGACCUUCGGCUUCGCCCUGCCCCUCCUGGUCAUGCUCUUCUGCUAUGGUGUCACCGUGCACACCCUCCUGCAGACCAAGAAUGUCCAGAAGCAGCGUGCCAUGAAGGUCAUCCUAGCUGUGGUGCUGGUCUUCCUUGUCUGCUGGCUGCCCUAUAACAUCACGCUGGUGAGCGACACUCUCAUGAGGACGCAUGCCAUCACCGAGACCUGUGAGAGGAGGAAACACAUCGACACAGCCCUCUCCAUCACGCAGGUCCUUGGUUUUGCCCACAGUUGCAUUAACCCCAUCAUCUAUGCCUUCAUCGGGCAGAAGUUUCGCAAUAGCUUCCUCAAGAUCCUGGCACAGCGCGGCUUCAUCAGCAAGGAUGCUGUGGCACGCUACGGCCGCACCUCCUACACUUCCACCUCUGGCAACACCUCCACCACCCUCUGAGCUCCACUGCUCCCCAAGACCUGGUGCAUGCAGUCCUGGCACCCAACACACCCCAGCAUCCUAACCGAAGACACAGCCUUGGGCAGUAGGCAUGGCCCCCUGGCACACAGAUGGCUGUUACUGUGGGCUGCACAUGGUCACACUGCACAUGCAAAGGCACAUCAGCAUGGGGGUCCCAAUGGAAAGAUGCUGAACACUGCCCACUCUCCCUGCGCUUUGGGAUAAAGCUUGUGACUUUGAGGACAUCACGGCCCCAGUGUGGCAAUGAUAGCUGCCCAGCAAUAAAGGAGGUGGCAAGUUUU
This is a messenger RNA of Lagopus leucura (white-tailed ptarmigan), 1416 nucleotides long. Its product is annotated as C-X-C chemokine receptor type 1-like. Gene Ontology annotation, cellular component: membrane. The record is from RefSeq and is a predicted model, not a curated record. Gene Ontology annotation, biological process: immune response; neutrophil chemotaxis; G protein-coupled receptor signaling pathway. NCBI's taxonomy places the organism in Eukaryota, Metazoa, Chordata, Aves, Galliformes, Phasianidae. Gene Ontology annotation, molecular function: C-X-C chemokine receptor activity. The transcript is spliced from 2 exons. Bases 38 to 1114 code for a protein of 358 amino acids.